CUGGCAGCACUGUUGGCUUUUUCGCGCUUCCCGCGUCUGGUAGUCGGUCACGUACGAAAAUGUUUGGAUAGCCGGACAAAUUUGGCAAAUCGGAAAAUGAGCGGCCAGAAGCACCUGCGAUUGCGCUACUACACCUCCUUGGAGGAGGCCCUGCUGGUGCGGCUGUGGCGCGAGCACCUGCACAACAUUCCCUCCUACACAGAGAACCUGCCCAUAUUUCGGGAGAUUGCGCACGGCCUGCAGCAGCACGGCGUUCGGCUGAACAAACAGGAGGUUCGCCGGCGCAUCAACAGCUACCGCAAUAAGUAUUUGAACGAACGCAAACGCGUGGAGAGCAAUGCGGAACACCUGUCGGACUGGCGCCUGUACGCCCUUAUUGACUCCCUGUUCCGUCCCGACAGACCUGCGGCGGACCUCUGCCACGCCCACCAUGUACUGGAGCAGGCCGACGCGCGGGCCCGGGCGGAUCUGCCUGCCCUGCCACCACUGCGCCACACGGCGUCCGCGCCGGCGAAGUUCGAGCGCGACCCGGACGGAAGCGCCUUCCUGGAUGCCCAGCCCCUAGGGUUGCCAGUGGUCAAGGCGGAGCCAGCACAAGCUGCCUAUCACCAGGUCAAGAGCGAGCCCAAGCCCACGGAGGCGGAGCUGGGCGACGCGUAUGCCGACAGUGCCAUUAUCAGGCGGACACCACUGACGCCCGCCAACCACCUGCUGCCGGACGCAGAGGAUGCGACGUACGCGGGGCACGCCAACGGGCAGCCGGAGGCCGAGCGCUCGGCGGCCAAGAGAAGACGGGGACGCCGCAGCAUCCUGCCCCGCACCGGACAGAUCACCAUGGCCAUUGUGGAGGGGCUGCGCCAGGAGAACAGGAUGCUCGAGGAGCAGAACGACGCCUGCCUGCUCGCACUGGAGCAGAAGGAGAAACAGUUCCUGGCCAUGGAGCAGAACUUCCUGACCUAUCUGGAGCGGCAGGAAGCCUUGCUGGCGCACAUGCAGCAACGAGGCAUCAAGCAGGAACCGGAUCGGGACUUCUAGCCCAUCGGGGCUGAAAGUGUGGGUCAGAUAAGCUUUAAGUUGGAAACAAGGGCCACAGGGAACGUCGCCACGCCCAUUUCAUUUCGUUCCUUCCUCAGACACGAAAGUCUAGAUUACUCGAUGUACAAAGCAGCAUAGCAAACCGAAGAUAUUAUUAUUUUUCGCUUCUCAUUAAUACUAGCGUCCAUAUGAAUUGGCUAAGCAAAGGAUAUAAAUGUAUGGAAAAGUAGAUUUUUGUAAAAGACAUUUCGGUAAGAAAUUAGAAAUUAAAAACUAAAAACGAAUAUUUUGUU
This is a messenger RNA of Drosophila gunungcola (fruit fly), 1328 nucleotides long. RefSeq lists its product as uncharacterized. Gene Ontology annotation, biological process: positive regulation of DNA-templated transcription. Gene Ontology annotation, cellular component: nuclear body. The transcript has 2 exons. The record is from RefSeq and is a predicted model, not a curated record. Bases 97 to 1035 code for a protein of 312 amino acids. NCBI's taxonomy places the organism in Eukaryota, Metazoa, Arthropoda, Insecta, Diptera, Drosophilidae.